AUGGUAGAAGCAACAAAAGUUGAGAGCAUCGAAUUCAAGUGGGGUAAAAAGAGAGGAAUUGGUGGGAAAAAGAAAGAUGUACAAUUUUAUGAAUCUUUCUGCUAUGAUGGUGUGGAGUAUACUCUUUAUGAUUCCGUUUAUAUGUACAAGGAAGGCGAGACAGAGCCUUAUAUUGGUAAGCUCAUUAAGAUAUGGGAGAACGCUGAAAAGGAAAAGAAAGUGAAGGUUCUAUGGUUUUUCCGUCCUUGUGAGAUUUUCAAUUAUCUUGGAGAUGAGAAGACUACUGAGAAUGAAUUGUUUUUGGCAUCUGGUGAUGGUGUAGGCAACGCAAAUGUUAAUGAUUUGGAAGCAAUUGCUGGAAAAUGCAAUGUGGUAUGCAGUUCAAAGGAUAAUAGAAAUCCACAACCAACAGAUAAAGAACUUCAAGAGGCUGACUUUGUAUUUUGUCGUACAUUUGAUGUUGGGAACUGUAGGAUCUUGGAUAAGAUAGAUGAGAAAAUUGUUGGGAUUGAAGCAAAGUUCUUAUUGAACAGAGUGGAUAAUCAGAAUACCAGUGGUGUUCCAAAACUUGAUAUGAACAAGAAAGAAGUCAGUGAAAAUGUUGUGGCUACUGAUGGCACUCGGAGUUUGGCCAGGAAAGAACCUUCUCUUGGAGAGAAGGCUACUUCUAGUUCAGAUGUAAAGUUUGAUGAAGUCACUAAAAUAAAUGAUCGACAGGUAGAUAAUUCUGGCGAGAUGGCAAGCUCAAGUUCUAAAGCUAAGCGAAUUUCAGAUGUAAAACCUUCAUUGGUCAACCAGGAAUCUUCACUGGGAGAAAAUUCUGCAUGUAAUUCAGGGUUAGGGGAAAGGACCAAAGAUGAUAAAAAGGAAACCAUGCCGAGUGACAACAUCACUUCAAGGUCUAAAGAUGAUGUUGGCAGUAGUGAAAGUAAAGUUGAUAAAGUCUUAUUUAAUCAGGUUCUAAUUGAAGAGAAAGUAAAAGUUGCUAAAGACUCUGGUGACUUGGAUGACCGGCCAUCAAAGAAAGCGAAGCUUGAUGAUUUGACAAAAGCAUCUUAUGAUAACAAGGUGAAAAGUGUGCAGAAAUUAAGACAUGAUUCCAAGGCUGUAGCCCAAACAACCCAUGCUUUUGAAGAUAAAUCAAAACCUAAACUCACUAAAGAUCCCCAUGAGAUCAACAAUGGCCUUUCCAAGGAGCCAAAGCCUGAUGAGAAGCUUGCCAGACUUGCUAAUGGCAUGUUUCCUGAAGCAUCUUUAAGACAGCCUUUGAAGGAGGGCAGUAAAACUAACUAUCAAAUACAGGAAGUCACUCGAAGGCCAGAAGCUCUUAAGGUUUUAGCUAGUGCUUGUUUUGUUGUUCUUGAUGCGAAACUUCUGGUGAAAAUGAGAUUUAAUACUUACAUCUUUGUUAUUGAUAUGUUGACAGGACAGAAGCAAGUGCCAUGGGAAGAAAGAAUGCAAACUGCUCUUGAGCAAGGAACUGUUGUCCUGCUACAGAAUCUGGAUCCGUCUUAUACCUCAGCAGUAGUAGAGGCCUCUGGUUGGCAGUAUUGCUGCUGCUUCUUGUUUCCCAAGAAAGCAGUCAACCUUUUUGGUCAUCUUGUUAUCAAUAAACUUAGAAUCCACAUGCAGCGUGAGAUGAAAGAAGCAGUAUCUACUUCACAUUGUUCUCAGCCGAAUACACUUGAGUAUGAUAUGGCAAUGGAAUGGUGCCUACUACAAGAAAGAUCAGAUCAAGCUUUGAGAAAACUACGCCAGCAACAAGAGCAAGAGUUGAGAAAACUUAGGGCUACUUUGAAGUCUAAAUGA
Molecule: messenger RNA, 1809 nt
Organism: Dovyalis caffra
Lineage: Eukaryota; Viridiplantae; Streptophyta; Magnoliopsida; Malpighiales; Salicaceae
Source: the annotation of a GenBank genome assembly